Molecule: messenger RNA, 1465 nt
Organism: Camellia sinensis
Lineage: Eukaryota; Viridiplantae; Streptophyta; Magnoliopsida; Ericales; Theaceae
Product: inositol diphosphatase DSP4
Biological process (GO): protein dephosphorylation
Cellular component (GO): cytoplasm
Molecular function (GO): phosphatase activity
Source: RefSeq, a predicted model, not a curated record
UAUAUCACAAGAUUAACAGCUCGAUAUAUAACCAAAAAUCUUCCAUAUUGUGAUAGGGAUAGAAUCAAUUAAACGUAUACAUACAUGUACAUAUAUAAUAAUGUUUUUGGCGCGAAUGCCAUGAAAGUGGAGAGUUUUUAGAGAGCGAUGUGUCCUGCGAUCGAAGCCACCGUGCCAUACGGCGGCGACAAAUCUCCUCCGUCGACCGGAGACGUGUCGGAGAACGACGGCGAUGAGCUAUUGGCGCCGCCUCUCAACUUCGCAAUGGUCGAUUACGGCGUCUUCAGGUCUGGUUUUCCCGAAUCUGCCAACUUUUCCUUCUUGCAAACCCUAGGCCUCCGCUCGAUCGUAUAUCUCUGUCAAGAACCCUAUCCUGAAGCGAACUUGAGAUUUCUCAAUGCGAAUGGAAUUCAGCUUUUUCAGUUCGGUAUCGAUGGUUGUAAGGAGCCUUUUGCAAACAUUCCAGAAGAUAAAAUUCGUGAAGCAUUGAAAGUGGUCCGUGAUAUAAAGAACCACCCGCUCCUAAUUCAUUGCAAAAGAGGAAAGCACCGAACUGGUUGCCUUGUGGGAUGCCUGAGAAAAUUGCAAAGGUGGUGUCUGUCUUCAAUUUUUGACGAGUACCACAGGUUUGCGGCUGACAAAACUAGACUGUCGGAUCAGACGUUUAUAGAGUUGUUUGAUAUUUCAGACUUGUAACAGAACAGUUUCCGGCAUCAUUUCAUGAUCAAAAGAGCGAAGCAAAAAGAAAAAGAAAAAAAAACACUCUAUCAACAUGUCCAGCUUUGCUUCACUUUCUUCUUCUUCCCGCGUCUCCGAGGAGAGUAUGGGUUUAUCUUUCAUUGAGAUAGCUAAUUACAAUGAUAUCAGAUAGGCGUUGGUUUUUUCCACAUGAAUGAGAAUCACAAAUAGACUUUUUAAUUCUUUAAUUUUUUCCCCCUUUGUGCUGAGAUAUCUUUAUGUUUUCACUGCUCUUUACAAUUGUCCUUUCUGAUAUUCUUGUUUCACUCUUGAACUUUUUCAUGGUCAACACAACUUAGGAGGCAAGAUUAGUUAUGCCUAUGUAAUGUGCUGGAAGCCAAGAUAGUUCAGGGACAGCAUUAUGAGAUUGGUUUCUUGUGUACCAUAAAAUUCUUCAGUAUUGCAGCAAAUUGUUAUCUUGGCGUGCCAGUAGACUCCCCUUGUAUGAUUUGGUUUGACAAUGAUGGAAAAUUUUUGAGCUUGCAAGGAUGAGAAGUUUGUCUGUCUAGAGGCCCUUGAAUCUGAAAUUUGGCCUCUGCUGAGAUCAGCUGGAUUACUGAUUAGUUUAAUGGUAAAUCCAUUAGCAAUCUAGUCACCAAAUUUGCCGAGGAGGAGGCUCCUCAUCAGUCCAAAAUUCAAUUGGAGGGUUUAGUUUGUGUGGUCUGGUUGGUAUAGUUUCGUAUCAAUCAUUAGAAUGUUCUCUGAGCACUAGAAUUCACAACUUUCA